UGAGCGAGUCCGCGGCGGCGACAAUUGUUGGUAGCUCCAGCUCAGAAAUGGCAUCGCCAUCCAAUGUGGCCGAUGGCAGCAAAGCUACUAAUUAUGAAUUUCAUUCGAGCAUCUCAGAAGAAGAGAAACGUUUUUAUCUCAAAGCCUAUCCGACGGUUGAUAUUGUACGCGAUCGUAAAGUUCAUUGUACAGUAUGUAAAAUACACAUUGGUACGGCUCCCAUACAGGAGACAGGCAUUAAAAUGCAUCCCAUUCUACGGGUUACACACUGCUUGAAAUGUCAUGAUUUCUAUAAUAGCGGCGAAUUUAGUAAGGGUGAAGAUGGCUCCGAGUUGUAUUGCCGUUGGUGUGGUCAAGGCGGUGAAGUAUAUUGCUGUUCCAGUUGCCCCUAUGUAUUUUGUAAAUCAUGCAUUGUCAAGAAUUUGUCACGUGGCGUUGUGGCCGAUAUUGAACAGAAUGAGAAUUGGAAUUGUUUUAGUUGUGCACCGAAAAUCCUGUGGCCGUUGCGGGCACAACAUUGGGCUCUAAUGAAUUACAUUGAACAGCAAAAGAAGGAAGCCUAUGCCAUGAAUUUAAGCGAACAGGAACUAAACCAACUGCUUCGACGUGAUCGAAGCAAAUGUUGCCGUUUGGCCAAAGCCAAGUGUGGCAACAUGUCCGAUUCAAUGGAAAGCUUAGAUUCUGUGGUAUCCAAGCGCAGCCAGGGCAGUUCUUCGGGUUCGGCAAAGAAGGCUGCCAAACAUGGCUCAACACCAUCGCCACAACAGCCGAAUGCUAAAAGACCCAAAAACAAUGAUGAAGUGGUUUGUACACCUGAUUUGCUCAGCAUGUUGGAGCCGGAUUGUCAAAUUACGGUCUCACAGAAAAAUAAUGGUAACACACCCCAACGCCCAAUGCCAUCACCAUCCGGUGUAUCACCGAGAAUUGUGUCCAUUCAACAAUCACCCAACGCUUAUGGUGGUGGUCAAAGUAUAAAUACGUCAUCCACUCCAAAAACAUCGGCUCCACCACCAUUGCUGUUGCGAAAUACUGCCAUAAAAUUGCGACCGGCUGCUCAGCCACCAAUUGUACGCCGCACCGUUAUUGGUCCGAGGACACCGGCACCCGGUGGAAAUAGUGCCCCGGUAUAUCACACCAUUAAUGGUUAUCGCAUCGACUUAAAUUCGGCUGCUCAACAAGAGACCUUCCGUUUACCCAAUGGUAAACUUAUACAGGUCAAGAGGCAGGUUGUGCCACAAACAAUUGCCUCGAGGCCAGUUCAAAUUACUCCACAUCCAUAUCCAGGAGCAAAUGUCAUGCAGACACCUGGUCAGCCGCAGGUGGUACGUUAUCACAACAAUGUCAUUGGUUCGACUACAAUCAAUGCUGUUGGUCAUAAUGGUACUCCAUUGCAGGCAAUAAAUGGUCAAAUACCGGCACAACCACAAGCUGCUCCUCCGAAUGUACAACAAAUGGUUCCAGGACAGCCAAUUCGUCCGGUAAUGGUGCGACACAUUUUCCCCGAUACACCAAUUGGUCAGGCCCGAACCCAAUUGCAGGAGCAGGUGUUCAAUGCCAUGGAAAUAUGUACACAUCUUACGAACAAAGUUCAAACGUUGACAAAUUCGAAUGCCUAUAAACAGGCGAGGAACUAUUUGGAAGUUAAGGAACUCUACAUUCAUUUGUCGUAUUUGUUGACCUAUGCCAUUGGUCGAUUUAAAGGUUUACAAGAUAAAUGUUUGGCUGAUAUGCGUCAGCUUGGUUUUGGCAACGAUGCGGAUUGCUUGGAAAAUGGCCAAUUGGCAGCAGCUGUUGAUUAUGUCUGCUAUGGCCAAUUGGAUGAUGUUGAUCUAUUCAAUACGGGUAACAAUAGCUUCCACAAUCAAGUCUAUGAAUAUCGCAAAAGCUUACAUGCCAAUCUAAAGGAUGGCGAAGAUGGCCCCAGAUCACCCUUACCACCCAUAUUUGAAUUGGGCCAGGGUAAAUCCAAUGAAAUAUCCGAUGAUGAAAAUGGUGAAGAUAGUUUAUUGGAGGCGCCGGAAGGUGAAAUGAAAGGAGACAAUUGGAUGGGUGGCGAUGAUUCUCCAGCACCCGCCUACGAUCAAGAGAAUGAAGAAAACGAAGAACCCGAUGAAUCCUAUAUGGACAAUGAUGAUGACGAUGAUGGUUAUGGUCGUUCUAUGGGUGGUUAUGGCGGCGGUGGUGGCUUUACGCAGGGCACCGAAGAGUCAAUGCGACGCAAUGAAGAAUCUCAUGCCUAUGAUCGUAAACUGACACGAUUGGUAUCACAAUAUCCUUCGAUAUGGUGUACCCGUCAUCCGGACUAUGGUAAUUUUGAGGUCACCCGCAAACAAUGGCGUAUCAUUGCUGCACAUUUCGAUCGCAAUGAAAACAUCAAACUACGUUGGAAGAAUAUACGCAAACGUUUUGUACGCAUUGAAAAACGUAUUGCCGAUGGUAAACGUUUCAAUGGGCACUUUGAUAAGGCAAUGGCAUUUUUGGCUAAUCGUGAUUUACCACCAAAUCAAUGGUUGCCCGUCGAUUGUGGCGAAGAUGACGGUGAUACCUAUGAUCGCAGACAAUUGGAUGCAAUGGAAAAAGAUCAUCGUCUUGCGUAUAAUUAUCAACCAGCCAUAAAACCCAUCGAAGUAGAUCCUUUGGAUUCGAAAAUUAUAACAUUUGUCAAAACAAAUCCGGUGCUGUGGAGAAAAUCAAUGGAUCCCGAAGCGGAUAAAAUUGAUGAACAAACCCGGGCAACUGUUUGGUCACAACUGGCUAAAUCAUUAACGACUGUAUCCAGUGAAUAUAUCAAAGAUCGUUGGCAACAUUUAUAUGAAAUGUAUAAAACAUUCCGUUUGAAAACUAUCAAAUCUCCCGAAGAUCGUGAAAAUCUUGAAUUGAAAUAUUCAAAAUAUAUUGCCCGAUUAUAUUUCCUACAUAAGCUGGAUGAAAAUGAAUUGCGUAAUGAAAAUAAUGGUCUCUUUGAAGACUGCUUUGACAACGAGAAAGAUAAAACUCUGAAAGCAGCAGCACCCACAAAACUACAAGAUAUGCCCGAUGAUAAGGAAUUCCUCAAGCAAUUGGUGUUGUGUGUUAAACAAUAUCCCGCCCUGUGGGAUACAAAUCAUAUUGAUUACAAUGAUAUUAUGGUUCGUGAUAAUUAUUGGCAAGAAAUUGCCACAAAAUUGGAGGAAUUUAAACGUGAAGUGAAAACAAUUAAAUUACGCUGGCAAUUGGCCAAAUUUAGCUAUUAUCGCUACAAACGUGAAAAUGGCCAAAUUUUGGAAAAUUCCAAAAUGGAACAGUAUUGCAAAAAUCUACCCAUUGAUGAUAUGGAAUUUUUAAAUAAUUUUUAGAUGCGAGUAUCUCAUUUUAGGUUAAGUC
Molecule: messenger RNA, 3363 nt
Organism: Musca vetustissima
Lineage: Eukaryota; Metazoa; Arthropoda; Insecta; Diptera; Muscidae
Gene: ADD1
Exons: 9
Coding region: 48-3335 (1095 amino acids)
Source: RefSeq, a predicted model, not a curated record